AUGUUCCCAAGAGCUUGUUACAAAUGCGGUGAAACCGGCCACAUCGCCGACGACUGCCAGCAGCAGGAGAGAUUGUGCUACAACUGCCGCCAGCCUGGUCACGAGUCCGGUGCUUGUCCUGAACCAAAGACCACCGCUUCCAAGCAGUGUUACUCUUGCGGUGACGUUGGUCACGUUCAGGGUGACUGCCCUAACGCUGCUCAGGGCUCCAAGUGUUACACUUGUUCCGAGUUUGGCCACAUCUCCAGAGAGUGCCCAAAGGCUGAGUCUGCUCCAGCUCCAAGAAGAUCUGGCAGAUACCAGGGUAAGGCCACCACCUGUUACAAGUGUGGCGGUCCUAACCACUUUGCCAAGGACUGCCAGGCCGGCUCUGUCAAGUGUUACUCUUGCGGUAAGACUGGCCACAUUUCCAAGGACUGCAACUUGGCCACUGACAAGUUUGCCAAGGCCUGCUACCAGUGUGGUCAGACCGGCCACAUCUCGAAGGACUGUGUUUCUGUCAACUAA
Messenger RNA from Candidozyma duobushaemuli, 507 nucleotides. It is a transcript of the gene GIS2, whose product is annotated as mRNA-binding translational activator. Gene Ontology annotation, biological process: positive regulation of cytoplasmic translation. The record is from RefSeq and is a predicted model, not a curated record. The transcript has a single exon. Bases 1 to 507 code for a protein of 168 amino acids. Gene Ontology annotation, molecular function: zinc ion binding; mRNA binding; single-stranded RNA binding. Gene Ontology annotation, cellular component: cytoplasm. Lineage: Eukaryota; Fungi; Ascomycota; Pichiomycetes; Serinales; Metschnikowiaceae.